UUUGUUGUCUAUGAUCUAAUUUCUCGCUUGCAUCACAGGAUUGCUAACAUAUGGGAUAUCCGUGCGGGUAGGCAGAUGCAUAAGCUCUUAGGACAUACACAAUGGAUACGGUCCAUAAGGAUGUCCAGUGAUACUUUAAUUACUGGUAGUGAUGAUUGGACAGCAAGAAUAUGGUCUGUUUCCCGAGGAACAUGUGAUGCUGUUCUAGCAUGCCAUGCGGGGCCAAUAUUGUGUGUUGAGUAUUCUCCUCUGGACAAAGGAAUUAUAACAGGGUCAACCGAUGGCCUUGUAAGAUUCUGGGAAAAUGAUGAGGGAGGUAUUAAGUGUGUCAAAAAUGUAACAAUUCACAAUGCUGCCAUAAUGUCUAUCAAUGCUGGGGAACACUGGCUAGGAAUUGGAGCUGCAGAUAAUUCUAUGUCUCUCUUCCAUCGUCCUCAGGAAAGACUUGGUAGCUUUUCUGGUGCUGGUUCCAAGAUGGGUGGUUGGCAGCUUUACAGAACACCACAAAAAACAGUUGCUAUGGUAAGAUGCAUGAGUUCUGACCUGGAGAGGAAAAGGAUAUGCAGCGGCGGUCGUAAUGGAAUUUUAAGGCUUUGGGAUGCCACCAUCAACAUCUGAUCCUGACUGAUAUCCCCGUGAAUUUUCAUGGGUGACACUUGAAAGAGAAGCUAAUUCGUGACGGCGAUAGCCUACAGGCUACAAUAUUCUUGUUUAUUCCCUAUACGUAUAUAAUAUGUAUGACGAGUUAAAACCGAGAAUGCAAUUUUGGUUAAUGUAAUCCCUCUGCCAACAGUUAAAUUGUUUGUUGUGUGUAGAGUUUGAUACAUCCUAAAUGUACAUACAAGGAACUAACAAAUACUGUUAUUACAGUAGGUAAAUUUUUGCCA
This is a messenger RNA of Neltuma alba, 887 nucleotides long. RefSeq names its product DENN domain and WD repeat-containing protein SCD1. Gene Ontology annotation, cellular component: nucleolus. The record is from RefSeq and is a predicted model, not a curated record. NCBI's taxonomy places the organism in Eukaryota, Viridiplantae, Streptophyta, Magnoliopsida, Fabales, Fabaceae. The transcript has 5 exons. Gene Ontology annotation, molecular function: protein binding. Gene Ontology annotation, biological process: ribosomal large subunit assembly. The annotation marks the transcript as partial.